This is a messenger RNA of Trematosphaeria pertusa, 485 nucleotides long. RefSeq lists its product as uncharacterized. The coding region runs from base 69 to 485 and encodes 138 amino acids. The record is from RefSeq and is a predicted model, not a curated record. Lineage: Eukaryota; Fungi; Ascomycota; Dothideomycetes; Pleosporales; Trematosphaeriaceae. The transcript has 2 exons.
AUCCACAUCAAGUCUGCACCAAGUCUGCACCAAGUCUGCACCUGUCCUCACCGCAUCCAAGCCAAACCAUGAGAGAAGAGCUCGCAAAACUUCUCGCCGAUAUCCAAAACGCGAGUGCACAACUCAAAAAAGAGGUGGAUGAGGAGCGAGAGAAGAAGAAACAGGCUGAGGAGAGAGAUGAGAGGAUGAAGAAGGAAAGAGAAGAGUUGGCCGCGAAGCUGCUGGAGAUCGAAAAAGAGGUUCCAACUGUUCGCCCUGCACCUGUCAACCCUACGCCCUCACUCUUAUACGCUUCAGCCUCGUGUUUCUCGAGCACUCCUCGAAUUCCACACCCUAUGGGCGCUGGUGGUAAACUGCUAAUGCGUAAUACGUCUACUCAAUCUGGUACGCCAGCCAUGCAUAAUCCUCCUCCUCCUGCGACCACUUUCUCCGUCGAGAAUCGGUCAGAUUCACAAGUUCCCAACGUGCCUAAAAGUUUGGCGUAA